AUGUCAGGGCGGGGCAAGGGCGGCAAGGGUUUGGGCAAGGGCGGAGCGAAGCGCCACCGUAAGGUUCUCAGAGACAACAUUCAAGGCAUUACCAAGCCGGCCAUUCGGCGUUUAGCUCGUAGAGGUGGAGUGAAGCGUAUCAGUGGGCUCAUCUAUGAAGAAACCCGUGGUGUUCUCAAGAUCUUCCUUGAGAAUGUCAUUCGUGAUGCCGUCACCUACACUGAGCAUGCUCGCCGCAAGACUGUUACGGCAAUGGAUGUUGUUUAUGCUCUUAAGAGGCAGGGCAGGACCCUCUAUGGCUUCGGCGGUUAG
Molecule: messenger RNA, 312 nt
Organism: Fraxinus pennsylvanica
Lineage: Eukaryota; Viridiplantae; Streptophyta; Magnoliopsida; Lamiales; Oleaceae
Source: the annotation of a GenBank genome assembly